This is a messenger RNA of Megalops cyprinoides (Indo-Pacific tarpon), 3721 nucleotides long. It is a transcript of the gene lrig3, whose product is annotated as leucine-rich repeats and immunoglobulin-like domains 3. The record is from RefSeq and is a predicted model, not a curated record. Bases 236 to 3541 code for a protein of 1101 amino acids. NCBI's taxonomy places the organism in Eukaryota, Metazoa, Chordata, Actinopteri, Elopiformes, Megalopidae. Gene Ontology annotation, molecular function: protein binding. The transcript is spliced from 19 exons.
GAAGUGAAGUACAAGCUGCAAAACUUCUCUGAAGGUAUGGGAGUGUUUGGUUUUGCGCUUUUACGGUUUUACCAUUUCAACGACUAAAAAGAAGUAGAAUGCUUCCCUGGGAGUAAGAACAUCAACCUAAACCAAAUGUGCACUUUUUCUACUUGGAAUUUCAAUUCUCUUGGAUAUCUCGCGAUUAGAAAAAGUUUUUAGUGUUUAAGCGCAGACUGUUCAGCGAGUGUCAAAAAUGUCCGCUGCGGAGCAGCUACUCAGCGCUGCGAAGUUCCCCAUCAUUUUUCUGCUAUUUUCGGGACUGGAAUUUACUCUUGGAUUGGAUCAGAAGGCCUGUCCGGCCCCGUGCACAUGUGUUGGAGACCUAGUGGACUGCAGUCGAUUGAAGUUGGUACAAAUCCCGGAAAAUCUCCCUCCAUGGGUCGUUCAAUUGGAUUUGAGCCAUAACAAAUUGCAGUCACUCGAUGGGGCUUUGUUUACAGAACUGCGCCACCUCAGUGAGAUAAAGUUAACCAACAAUGAUUUGGACUCAAUCCCCGAUUUGGGACCCUGCGCCGCAAACAUCACCGUUCUUAGCUUAGCAAACAACAGAAUUGCAAAGAUUCCACUCGAGCGGCUGCAAGCUUUCCAAUCUCUGGAGACGUUGGACCUCAGCAACAACAUCAUCAGUGAGCUAAAGGCCACAUCAUUCCCUGUGCUCCCCUUAAAAAACCUCUUCAUGAACAACAACCGCAUCUCGUCCCUGGAGUCCGGCUGCUUUGACAGCCUGUCCAACACCCUUCAGGUUCUGAAGAUGAACAGGAACCGACUCACUUCUGUGCCAGCCAAAAUCUUCCAGCUGCCCAACCUUCAGCACCUGGAGCUGAACAGGAACCGAGUGAAGCGCGUGGAUGGCUUGACAUUUCAUGGGCUGCACUCCCUCAAGUCGCUGAAGAUGCAGAGGAACGGACUGAGCCGGCUAAUGGACGGGGCAUUCUGGGGCCUCAGCAACAUGGAGGUUCUGCAGUUAGACUACAACAACCUGACAGAGGUGAACAAAGGCUGGCUGUAUGGGCUGCUGUCGUUACAGCGGCUCCACCUGGCCCACAAUGCCGUCAGCCGCAUCCGACCAGACGCCUGGGAGUUCUGCCAGAAACUCAGGGAGCUGGAUCUCACUUCAAACCAGCUGACGCGGCUGGAGGAAUCCAGUUUUGUGGGUCUCAGCGUGCUUGACGAACUUCAUAUCGGCAACAACCGCGUCAGCUUCAUCGCUGAUGGUGCUUUCCGGGGGCUCUCUAACCUGCAUACCCUGGAUUUGAAAAACAAUGAGAUCUCCUGGACCAUUGAGGAUAUGAAUGGGCCAUUUUCUGCCCUUGACAAACUGAGAAAACUGUUCCUUCAGGGGAAUCGGAUCCGUUCUGUCACCAAGAAGUCUUUUUCUGGCCUGGACACGCUCGAACACCUAGACCUGAGCAACAAUGCAAUCAUGUCAAUUCAAGCUAAUGCCUUCUCUCAAAUUAAACAACUUCAGGAACUGCACCUGAAUACCUCCAGCCUACUGUGUGAUUGCCAGCUAAAAUGGCUGCCGCAGUGGGUGGCGGAGCACGGCUUCGUGCCCUUCAUUAAUGCCAGCUGUGCCCAUCCCCUCAUGCUGAAGGGGAGCAGUGUGUUCAGAGUCAGCCAGGAGGACUUUGUGUGUGAUGACUUCCCAAAGCCCCAGAUCACAGUGCAGCCCGAGACGCAGUCGGCACUCAAGGGCUCCAAUGUGACCUUCGUGUGUUCAGCGGCCAGCUCUAGCGACUCCCCGAUGACCUUCGCUUGGAAGAAGGACAACGAGGCCCUGAACGACGCCGAGAUCCACAACCAGGCGCACCUCCGCGCUCAGGGGGGCGAUGUGACCGAGUACACCACCACUCUGCGGCUGCGGCAUGUGGACUUCAGCAGCGAGGGCCGGUACCAGUGCGUCAUCUCCAACCACUUCGGCUCCUCGUACUCCACCAAAGCAAAGCUCACCGUCAACAUGCUCCCAUCCUUCACCAAGAUGCCCAUGGAUCUGACGAUCCGUGCGGGGGCCACUGCCCGCUUGGAGUGUGCUGCCGGUGGGCACCCCGCCCCACAGAUUGCCUGGCAGAAAGACGGCGGCACUGACUUCCCUGCCGCUCGGGAGAGACGCAUGCAUGUGAUGCCCGAGGAUGACGUCUUCUUCAUCGUGGAUGUGAAAACGGAGGACAUCGGCGUGUACAGCUGCACUGCUCAGAACACAGCCGGAGCCAUAUCUGCUAAUGCCACACUCACCGUUCUGGAAACGCCCUCUUUCCUGCGGCCACUGAUGGACAGGACUGUUGCCAAGGGGGAGACGGCCGUCCUGCAGUGCAUAGCAGGCGGAAGCCCGGCGCCAAAGUUGAACUGGACCAAGGACGACAGCCCACUGGCGGCCACGGAGCGCCACUUCUUUGCUGCCGGCAACCAGCUCCUCAUCAUUGUGGAUGCGGCUGAGGGGGACGCUGGGAAAUACACCUGCGAGAUGUCCAACCCCCUGGGCACGGCACGGGGGGACGUGAGCCUGGUGGUCCUGGCUGGCCCCAACUGUGACCCGGCCCAGGGUGGGGCCGUGGGGGCGGGGCCGGGGAGCGUAGUGGCAGAAGGGGACGGCUGGACAACCGUGGGCAUUGUGGUUAUUGCCGUGGUGUGCUGUGUGGUGGGCACCUCCCUGGUGUGGGUGGUCAUCAUAUACCACACCCGCCGCCGGAACGAGGACUGCAGCGUCACCAACACAGACGAGACCAACCUGCCUGCGGACAUCCCCAGUUACCUGUCAUCACAGGGAACGCUGGCCGACAGACAGGACACAUACGUCCCCUCAGAAAAUGGCAGCAGCCACCAGUUCAUGGCAUCCUCCAUUGGUGGCUUCUACCUGCAACAGAAGGACCUUGCUGGCCUGUGUCAGCUGGAUACUGGGAGUGAGGCAGACAUGGAGGCUGCCAUUGACCCGCUCCUGUGCCAUUACCAAGGACCAAUCAGCUCUCUGCUCCGGAGAGGAAACCUCUAUGGCCCAGAAUCCACUGAGGCUUUUACAAGCUGUGCGGCGGAGCAGAGACCCACAUUCGACUCUUACAGCGGAAGCCUGACCGGCUCGAAGAGAAGGGAGCAUUAUGGUAUGCCCCUGCAAGACCCCUUCGACCCACUGGCUGCAGGGCUCCGGAUGCCACUGCCCAGCUCCAGCCUCCACGGCUCUCUCCACUUGCAGAACCAAGGCUCGUCUACAGACAGGGACCAGGCAGAGCUCCGAGACCGACUGCAUUCAAGCUCGUUCAUGGGUACGUUUGGGAAAGCGCCCUGGAGGCCCCAGCCAGAGCUGUGCCCAGGGUUCGGUCCGGUCACCCCACGUGACCCUAUGUUGUUGCACGAGAACCCUUACGCAGCGGUGGACAUGGACUUGGACCACGAUGAGGAGGCGGUCACCAGGCAAGACUCGACAUCAGAGCAGAGCGCUGACAUCUAUGAGCUCCCCUAUGACAGCAACAGAACGGGCCACUUCCCGCCAGGCCAAACAAGCACAUAGCGGGAUCUGUGCGCGGCGGUCAAACUGUAUGUCCUUUUGGUCUUAAUUAAGGAGACGACCAAAAAAAGCUACCUCACUGACGGAUGCAUUGCUCUGUGCGACACUUGAAUGUAUUUGAAAUACAUCAUUUGGUGGAAAUGCAGAAAAAUGGACAAGCGAGGGAAAAGUCCGCUUUUUCAC